AUGCUCCACAGUAGUAAUCUACUAGCCCCUCUUCUACCACACAACAACAAACGCAAUAAUUCUUCAUCUUCCUCAACUAUGAAUUCCGGUAAACGCGCCACCGUUGACCUUACCUCCGAAGCCGAUGAUUCCGUCAAGCGCCACCGAUCCCACCUCCCGGCCACCGUGGACCUUUCUGUUUCCGGCGAAAAGGAACAUGAAUACGAGGAGGAGCAGUUAGGGUCUGCUAUUAUUGAACAAGAAGAUUCAACUGGGCUUCGCCUUCUGGGUUUGCUUUUACAAUGUGCAGAGUGUGUUGCUAUGGACAAUCUCGACGACGCCGGCCAACUUCUGCCGGAGAUAGCCGAGCUUUCUUCUCCCUUCGGCUCAUCAGCCCAACGCGUCGGGGCGUAUUUUGCCGACGCGUUGUCGUCUCGAAUUAUCAGCUCCUAUUUGGCCAAUCAAGCCAUCCAGCAGGCAUUGGAUGGUGUAGAUCAUGUCCAUGUAAUCGACCUUGACAUCAUGCAGGGACUCCAGUGGCCGGGAUUGUUUCACAUCCUGGCGUCCAGGUCCCGAAAAAUCAAGUCGAUUAGGAUUACCGGGCUUGGACAGUCCAUGGAUCUUCUGAACUCAACGGGUCAAAGAUUGGCAGAAUUCGCAAGUGCCCUUAACAUCCCUUUUCAGUUCCAGCCACUGGAAGGCAAAAUUGGGAACGUAAAGGAUCUUAAUCAGCUCGGAAUCAAGUUGGGCGAAACUGUAGUUGUUCACUGGAUGCACCAUUGCCUGUAUGACAUAACCGGUAGUGAUGUGGUAACAUUGAGGUUGCUGAGUUUGUUGAGGCCGAAAUUGAUCACGAUCGUUGAACAGGAUUUGAGUCACGGGGGGAGUUUCCUAGGGAGAUUCGUCGAGGCCUUGCAUUAUUACUCGGCAUUGUUCGAUGCUUUAGGGGAUGGAUUGGCUGCAGAUAGCGUAGAGAGGCAUACGGUGGAGCAGCAGUUGUUUGGGUAUGAGAUUAGGAACAUUGUCGCCGUGGGUGGGCCCAAGCGCACGGGGGAAGUUAAGGUGGAACGAUGGGGGGACGAGUUGACCCGGGUAGGGUUUCGGCCGGUUUCCCUCGCGGGUAACCCGGCAGCCCAAGCUAGCUUGUUAUUGGGGAUGUUCCCAUGGCAAGGGUAUACAUUGGUGGAGGAGAGUGGAUGGUUGAAAUUGGGAUGGAAGGAUUUAUCAUUGUUGACAGCCUCGGCUUGGCAAUUUUCGGACUAG
This is a messenger RNA of Fraxinus pennsylvanica, 1242 nucleotides long. The record is from the annotation of a GenBank genome assembly. NCBI's taxonomy places the organism in Eukaryota, Viridiplantae, Streptophyta, Magnoliopsida, Lamiales, Oleaceae.